Messenger RNA from Penaeus vannamei (Pacific white shrimp), 7093 nucleotides. The record is from RefSeq and is a predicted model, not a curated record. NCBI's taxonomy places the organism in Eukaryota, Metazoa, Arthropoda, Malacostraca, Decapoda, Penaeidae.
ACCGGACCGCGCAAACAGGUACAAGAAGAGGAGAGGAGCGAGGAAAACGGCAGUUGGGAGGAGGUUUCGAGACGCUCCGAAGCCCGCGUCCAGGGGUCCGGUCCCCCCUCACCCCACCCCCGCGUAAUGGCCCCCGGCACCUUGCUCUGCACACGCUGGUAGUUCUCACAAACCGCCAAAAUGCCGGGCAACGUGCGAAACACCGGGCAGAAUGACUCGCACAGGACGCCCAUCACCUCUGCCGCCCGCACCAAAUCUCUCGACUGCUUGGCCGACAAAUCUGAUAAAACAAGUGAGUAUGUUCCUUCGAGGAUCACGAGGACGCAGCCCAAGAUCAAGGCGGACGCUAUGCAGUUCGUGAAGCCUCCUUCAAACUUUGCACACAAUCGGUGGCAGCGCUCUCAGACCGGGCCGGCGGGGCUGUACAAGUCGGCGACGGAGCAGAUCAAGAAGGCCGAGGCCGUGAAGGCGAUGAGGAAGCACCUGAUCGCCGAGGAAGAGGACUGGCAGCAGCAGCCCUCCUCCUCUUCCUCCCAGUCCAAGAGCCCGUACGAUGAGGACACAGAUUGGCAAACGAACUUGGACAAAUGGAAAAGCUCGCGGAGAAAGAGGAACGAGGACGCGCUCGAGAGAGUCAUCGAGAUCAAGAAGAACGAGCAGGAGGAGGAGCUGAACAGGACGCGGCGUAAGAGCAAGACCUUCAGUGAAAUGCAGGAGGAAAAGAACAAAAGAGGUCGAAGGUACAACCUUGUGGUGCAUGACGACGACAACAAUGACCUGGCUGACCUCGGGCUGUCCACAGUCAAGAGCAGCGGCUCCCUCUACGACGGCCAGGAAGACAACGACGUCAAGGACCUGGACCAGGACAACAAGGACGCCAAGAGCGACGCAGGAUUCUGCACGGGUUCGGACACCGGCAGCGACGGGGUGUUCGCCGAGGACAACAUCAGCGACACCUCCUCGGCACUCGGAGACAAGAAAGAAACUCACGAUUCGCUCCUGGAUACUGGGGUUUCAAAGGAAGAGGAGCCGAGGAUCAACGGACACGGAUCCAGCCUGACUUCGGACAUCCUCAAUACCAACAAUGCGAACCUGUACACAGAGGAGUACACUUACGACAAAGCCAUUGAGGGAUAUAAACAGUAUGCAGAGAAUACUGCCAAGAAGCGCACGUCCAGCAUCACGAGUCUGAACAGUAACACGAGCUUCACGAAAGAGGACGAGAGAAAGGACGAGAGACCUCGCCUCAACGGUCGCUCUCCAAGCCCUGCCAAGAGCAACAAGCUGGAGGAAAAACUCAACUUCUUCACCAAGGAGAUGGUCAAGGAAUCUCGCACGAGCCCUGAGCCCAGAGUCAUCAUGCGAGAGAAGUCACCAAAGGUUGACGUUGGGAAGAGAAGAUCCAUGUUCGAGAUGGGCGAGCCGCUGAUCAGCCAGAGCGAGAGAGAACAGAAGCAGGCCAACAGGAGGUCUUUGGAAGUCCCCGGAUCUCUGCGGAACAAGGUUGCAUCGUUCGAGAACCUGGAUAUGGACACCCCGAAAGUUCGAGGAAUGACUCCAAACAUUGAGACGAACUUGAAGAGUAAAGUCAAAUCCUUUGAGAACCUUGACACAGAGACAACCAAGGUCCGUGGGGUGACGCCUACGAGAGACACCAAAUUCCGCGAGAAGCUGGCAUCCUUUGCAGCUGCUGACACCGAAUCUCAGACAGUCAGAAAGAAGACUCCGGAAAGAGACGUCAACUUCCACAAGAAACUUGCAUCCUUUACAAGCAUCGAAAACGGUGAAGAAGAGAAGUGCGUUGAGAGGAAGACCAUCCCUCUGCGCGACCCAACACUGAAAAACAAGAUUGCCUCUUUCGAACAGCUGGAACAGGCUGCUGAAGCCUAUUCUCAGCCUCCACGUGAAGAACCAAUGAAAAAUAGGGACCGGUCUGUCAGCCUGGAAAACCUGGACGAACCCCCGCCGGUCAAGGAGGUAAUGCGGCCUGCAGUUUCAAUGGGCAACAUGGGGCUCAUGAGACGGGCUCCCUCGACCCCGUACAUGGUGGUGGAUCUAGACAAAACGGGGGUGGAGGAGGAGUCUUGUAUCAGGGAAAAGAGACCUGUGGUGAGUGAUGAGCAAGAAUCAGCCGGUGCUCGGGACCAAGCCAAGCGCUCUACCAUCUACGAAACUAUAGAGAAGUGCCAAGUGGUUCGUGACGUUGAGUCUGCUCCAAUGUUUUCCAUUUUCCAGUACCUCAGCCCAGAGGUGAAUGCCCAGGUCUUUGAGAUUGCCUCAAAGCUAGAGGAAACUCCUCUCUUGGGCUCACCCACCCUCAGAGACCCCUCCGUUCCCCUGCCAGAGCCCCCCGUGCAGGAGCAAGACUCCUUCGAAGGAGCUAAACCCUAUACUGAUGAAGAUAUUAAUGAGGUUAUCAGUGAUUAUGAACAAGUUGGCAGUGUUUAUGAAGAAGCUUCUGAGCAUGUUGAAAAUAUAUAUGAGAAUAUCACAGAGGAGCCUGUGUAUGAAAACAUAUAUGAAAAGGUUGGUGAUGAAAUCCAGAUGACUGGUUUUGGCACUGUGCCGUGGGUUACUCAGGUGCUAGACGUGACGUGGACGGACGGCCCCUCCCAGGCGGCCCCACCCUGCGUGCCCCUCCCCCCCCCUCCCCCUGAUGACGAUUCUGACGACGAUGCAUCAGAUCAGCCACAGGGUCUACCAGAGCAGGCGGAGGAUGAGCCUUUUACCCGGGAGAACUCAACCCGCCGCAUCAAGAAGGAACUCUGGAGGAGGAGGUCAGACUUCUUGGGCACAUCCUCACAAUAUAUUGAAGAAGAACCAACUGUUAAGCCUCCCCCAGACCUCAGUGAGCUUCUGAGGCAGGAGCGUGAGGCAGAACGCAUCAUGGCUGAGUCGCAGCGUGCCAGGACUCCCAUCCAAGAGACACUAAGCAAAGCAGAAAUUGCUCGCCGUGAGAAGGAAAUAAUUGAAAGUCUGGAGCGCUCAGAGCAGCUGAAGCAGCAGCAGCAGCAACAAUUGCAGUAUACUUGGCAAGAUCACAUGGCAGAGGAAACAACAAUGACAGAGGAACAAAAGCAAUUAAGCGAACACUUAGAAUACCAGGUGUUGAUGAGUGUAGACAGGGAUUCCUGUCCACAGGGCUUUAAUUCAGUUCCUCCACCUCCUCCAUCACCUGUCGCUAACCCCACUCAUCCUUGUUCUAGCUUAGCAGCUUGCAUGCCCUCUCAUAGUGACUUGUUUACUCUGUCUCCACUUCCUGAGGGAGAUGAGGUAUCAGGCAGUGCCUCUCCCCACAGGGGGAUUUGUUCCUCCCCUCCUCCCCUGCCUAUUGCACCCCCUGAAUGUGGUGUCCCCAGUCUGACACCAAUCCCUGAGGGUGAAGAAAUGGCAACACCUUCAACUACCAUCUCAGAAAAGAGCACCCCAACUUCUGAUGUUGUUACCCCUUCUCCCUCCUCCCCUCUUCCCAAAAUCUCUGCUUGUGCAUCAGCAAAGUCUGCAUCCCCAGAGAGUGUCCCUUGCACUGAUUCUCCAUGCAUAAUGUCCCCAGAAUUGACUAUUACACCUUCCCAGGACAUUGCUCCUAUAUCAUCAUCUUCUGCCCCCACAGUACAUGUUAGCACUAAUGAAUCUGUAGAUCAGACUGCCCCAACCCUCUCAAGUGUCAGUGAUCCAAUUUACACGAGUUACAGUUCUGUGACUUCCACAACAUAUAGUUUAGUGGAUCCUAAUUUACAGACUGAUGUAAAUAUUCAGCAACCUUCUGAGUCCUCUCCUUCAGUGGAUGAGAAAGAAGGGGCUGAUGUUUUACAGCAUUCUGAUAGUGUAUCAUGUGAUUCUAUUAUUGCAAAUGAUACUUUUGAAUCAGUGCUUGAAGCUUCUUUAUCAGAACCCUGUAGCACAUCACCACAGUCAGUAGCAAAUUCAACUAUUUCUCAUGCACAUCCAGAUGCAGAACCAUCACCAUCAUCACCAAAUUCUGAUUUGAAUUCUCCAGGCUUGUUAGAUCCUUCUGGGAAACCCACAGCACCUGACACCCAGCACAUUACUGAGCCUGUGAAUUCAGACUCCCAAAUAGUUUCAAGUGUGCCUACAGUUUCAGCACUGAUAAGUGAGACAAAAUCUGAAAAGAGCUAUAAGGAAAAAACUGUUAGAUUUAAUAUAGAUGAUGAGUGUAAAUUGUGUGACAGUGAUAGCUCUGAUGAUUCAUUACCUCUUCCAAGUGAGCUUGAUUCAGAUGCAUCCAUUGACAGUAAAGAAACUGCAGACACUGUAAUCACAGACACACAAAUAAAAUGUGAGGAAGAGCAUGUAGAAAACCAUUCAAAUAUCACCUCUUCUACCCUAUCUCCUUCCCAGGCCCAGACUGAGUCAACGUCCUCAGAAUCGGAUAUAGACAUCCAGGUUGCCACGAAUGUCCCAGUAACCUCUGCUAACAUCCCCACAACCUCUCAAUCUGUUAUGGACUCUAAAGAACUGGAGACCAUGGAAACAAGUUCUCAAAGUCCAGAUGAAACUUUUGAAGCCCUUCCCAUUUCCUCUAAAGACACUGUUGACAGUGUGGAAACAAAAGCAGAAAUGCUUGAAACCCAUGUCAUUGAGCCAAAUACUACUGUUGCUAAAGUUCUUCCAACUCAAACCCAAAUGGAAGUUGAAGCAGAAAAUAAUGUGCAACCUGAAUCUAGCCAGCAGUACACAGAUCUCUUGGAGUCCCACUACAGUACUCUGGACUACAGUAGCGACUCAGUUGCUUCAACUGGCUCACAUCCUGACCCGUAUAAGAAAUUGGCUGAACUGGAGGAAGAAAUGAUGAGGCAUGACCAGGACAUGCUUCAACGGGCAGGCAAGCUGGCACCAGCCUCAACAAUCAGCAAUGAUGCCCAGCCUGCCCACAUUCCUCCCCCUACCAUGUAUGCCUCCCAAGAAGGAGCACCUGUGCCCUCACCACAGGCACCUCAAACAGCUGAAAACAAUAACUACAGCAAUUACCAGCCACCAGCACCACAGCUUCCCAUCCAGGAGUUCUACACAGCCCCCACAUAUGAGCCAACACCACCCAGCAGCCUGGCACCAGCUGAGGGAGUGGCCAGCCCAGGACAGAAAGCUGUGUCUCCACCUACCGGGUCACCCUCUCAGUAUAGCACACUGGCCUCUCCCCACCCAUUCACCCGGUCUCACUCCCAGUCCAGCAUUGGGGCUCCACCCAUUCACCCUCCUCUUCAGGGUAUUAGGUCGUCCCCCACAGGCUCUCCCCGUGAUCCCGCUCCAGAGCCCCUCCCCAGGAAGAAGAAGUUACCACCGCCUCCUCCCAGCAAGCCCCACCAAAUUUCUGGAGAUUCUACAGAACGUUCUGAAGCAAUAAGAUUGAGCCGAAUGCCCACAAGCAACCCCAACAGUGUCUCACCACAGCCACAGGAAAUCCAAGGAGAGGCUGUAUCCCCAUCAGGUCAGCAGAUGUCCAAACAGACUCUCCUAGCGCUCUCUGCCAUCCCGAAGCCUCGGCUCACAGAUAAUGAAAGCUGGAUCACCAAGAAGAAACCAGAGUCGCAAAGAAGAGAUUACAGUAAACAUUGGCUUCACCAGGAGGCAGAACAGAGAAGACUGGAACAGCAAGACAGAGUCAACCGCCAGCAGCAGGCACGUGCCCCAGCCCCAAAGACUCUGCCACCUCAGUCAGUCUCCCCACAGCAGCCACCUCACCCACAGACCACCAGCUACCUUCCUACUUACCCACCUCAGAAUGCAAGUCCUACUUACUCCAGCUACCCUCAAGCCCUCAAGAAUCCAUCACCAAUCCAGAGCAAUAAUAACAACAACAACAACAUGUGGAGAAAUCAAGCCACUACAUAUCAGCCACACAUGCCCACCCAGGCACCCAAUGGCGACAAAGCUCUUCCUGACUCCAUUAUCCAUAACAUAACACAGAGAGUCAAUAAUAAAAACAGCAAGAAUACUUACUCCAAUACUAAUGGAAGACUAGGAAACACCUACGGCAAUAACAACUACCGUGAUGAGAACUAUCAUGACUACAUGAAUGCUGAUGCUCUAAGUGCUCCUUCCACCCACACUCCCCUCUACCAGUCUGGCAUGGGGCCAAGCCAGCAGCCUCCAUUCAACUCUCAGUCGCAGGACCAUUCGAGUGGACAAGAUCAAAGGCUGCUCAGUGUCUCGGGGAAAAAGAAGUGUUCGCAUUGCUCAGAGGAACUGGGUCGAGGAGCUGCCAUGAUCAUUGAAAGUUUGCGACUCUUCUAUCAUAUUCCUUGCUUCAAGUGUUGUGUGUGUGGCAUACAAUUAGGCAAUGGGUCAGCAGGUGCUGAUGUGCGAGUACGCAAUCACAAGCUGCACUGCCAUAACUGUUACUCAAAUGAUGAAGGAAUGAAAUUCAGCAAGGUAUAGUUCUGAGCUAGGAAAAAAAAGGAAAUAAAGAAAGAAAAGAAAAGCAAAGUUGUCUCUGGUGCCAAAACUUUGGUUCAUGUCAUGAGUCCAGUACUUCAAGACAUGUCUCAAGGAACUAUAUUAUAUGGAUUACAUUAGUUUGUUUUUUUGUGUGUAUUUUAAUUUAGGUGAUUCAUAGUUUAGUAACAAUUGUAUAGUUUUAUCCCCAUUUUUUUAUCAUAUGUUUGCUAAUAUCUAUUUUUUUUUCUUUUGUUUUAUUAUUUUUUAAUGUUAUGUACAAUUGUGUUAAUAUAACAACCAGACUGUGUUGAUGUGUAUAUGAAAGGUGAAAAUCUGUAGAUCCUGUGAAUGGUUGAGACUUAGUAAGAUCUAGUUCCAGAUAGAUCUUGUAAAAGUUUAUUAAGGCUUUUUGUUGAUACAUAGUUAUAUGUAGGCAGCUAGAAAUUCUACUUAAUUUAUAAAAAAGAACAAUUUGCACAAUCAAAUGAAUAUUAUGUUAAACAUUAAUAACUUGUAAAUUAUAUAUUGUAAAUAUUAGUUUAGUCAUAAAACAGUCAUUAUGAGUAGGAAGAAUAACUGCCAGGUGAUUUUUUUUUUACAAAUUAAUAAUUAUUAUAACUGAAGGGUUCUUUAUAAAUGAAUCUUGUAUAUUGAUUAUGUAAGCUUGUAAUUAAAGCAAGUACUUUUCAGUGAA